GCAGACGGCGCUCGCAGCGCCCCCGGCCCCCAGGCGGCGCGGCUGGUCCCCAGGGGUCUGCGGGCGACUGCGCGGCUGAGGCGCCCGAGUGCGGUACUGGCGGCGGGCGGCGGGCAGCCAUGGCGGAGGCCGCGUCGCCGCACUUGUCGCUGCCCUCGGGGCUGCUGGAGCUCUGCGCGCUGCUGGGCGCCCCCCGGGACAGUCUCCGAAGUCUCGAGCAGGUUGCUUAUAAAAAGGGAGUCAAACAUCUUUCUGCUCUUCUUGAUCCAGAGGUCCUGUCCAUUUUCGUGCCUCCUUUUAUCAGUAAAGAGGACAGUCAAAUGGCCGGUGCCAACUGCGGCACUCUCGGUAAAACCCGGAUGCGCUCCUUGAGAAAGAAGAGAGAGAAGCCCAGACCAGAGCAGUGGAAGGGCCUCCCGGGGCCCCCCAGAGCGCCAGAGCCUGAGGAUGUCGCCGUCCCGGGCGGCGUGGACCUCCUCACCCUGCCGCAGCUGUGCUUCCCAGGGGGUGUGUGCGUGGCCACUGAACCUAAGGAGGAUUGCGUCCACUUCCUGGUGCUGACCGAUGUCUGCGGGAAUAGGACCUAUGGCGUGGUGGCCCAGUACUACCGGCCCCUGCAUGAUGAGUACUGUUUCUACAAUGGCAAAACGCACCGGGAGUGUCCUGGCUGCUUCGUGCCCUUCGCGGUGUGCGUGGUCUCCAGGUUUCCCUAUUACAACUCCCUCAAGGACUGCCUUUCCUGUUUAUUGGCUCUUCUGAAGCCCUGUAAAGAUUUUGAAGUGGACAGUCAUAUAAAAGAUUUCGCUGCGAAGCUGUCUUUAAUACCCAGCCCGCCACCUGGACCGCUCCAUUUGGUAUUUAACAUGAAGUCGCUCCAGAUUGUGUUACCUGCCCGAGCAGACCCCGAAAGCCCCAUCCUGGACCUGGACCUUCACCUGCCCUUGCUGUGCUUCAGGCCUGAGAAGGUGCUACAGAUCCUGACAUGCAUCCUGACGGAACAGCGGAUCGUCUUCUUCUCCUCGGACUGGGCUCUGCUGACGCUGGUCACUGAGUGCUUCAUGGCCUACCUGUAUCCGCUGCAGUGGCAGCACCCCUUCGUGCCCAUCCUGUCGGACCAGAUGCUGGAUUUCGUCAUGGCCCCCACGUCCUUCCUGAUGGGCUGCCAUCUCGACCACUUCGAAGAAGUCAGCAAGGAAGCCGACGGUUUAGUUCUGAUAAAUAUUGAUCAUGGGAGCAUCACCUACUCCAAGUCCACGGACGAUAACGUGGACAUUCCUGAUGUCCCCCUCCUGGCAGCCCAGACGUUUAUUCAGAGGGUGCAGAGCCUCCAGCUCCACCAUGAGCUGCACGCCGCCCACCUCCUCUCCAGCACAGACCUGAAGGAGGGCCGAGCCCACCGGCGGUCCUGGCAGCAGAAACUCAACUGCCAGAUACAGCAGACCACCCUGCAGCUGCUCGUGAGCAUCUUCAGGGAUGUAAAGAAUCAUUUAAACUAUGAACACAGAGUCUUUAAUAGUGAAGAAUUUCUCAAAACCAGGGCUCCAGGGGACCAUCAGUUUUAUAAGCAGGUCUUAGACACCUACAUGUUCCAUUCUUUUCUUAAAGCCCGGCUCAAUAGGAGGAUGGACGCCUUUGCUCAGAUGGACCUCGACACCCAGUCGGAGGAGGACAGAAUAAAUGGAAUGCUUCUAAGUCCAAGGAGACCGACCGUUGAGAAAAGAGCCUCCCGGAAGUCCUCGCACCUGCAUGUCACCCACAGGCGCAUGGUGGUCAGCAUGCCCAACCUGCAGGACAUUGCCAUGCCUGAGCUGGCACCCAGGAACUCCUCGCUCCGGCUGACGGACACCGCAGGCUGUAGGGGCAGCAGCGCAGUUCUGAAUGUCACGCCGAAGUCCCCGUAUACAUUCAAGAUUCCCGAAAUCCACUUUCCGCUGGAGAGCAAGUGCGUGCAGGCAUACCAUGCCCACUUUGUCUCCAUGCUGAGCGAGGCCAUGUGCUUUCUGGCCCCCGAUAACUCUCUGCUCCUGGCCCGCUAUUUGUACCUCCGAGGGCUCGUUUAUCUGAUGCAGGGACAGCUGCUGAACGCCCUCUUGGACUUCCAGAAUCUGUAUAAAACAGACAUACGGAUCUUUCCCACUGAUUUGGUGAAGAGGACGGUGGAAUCCAUGUCUGCCCCUGAGUGGGAGGGGGCUGAGCAGGCGCCGGAGCUGAUGAGGCUCAUCAGCGAGAUCCUGGACAAGCCGCACGAGGCCUCGAAGCUGGACGACCACGUGAAGAAGUUCAAGCUGCCCAAGAAGCACAUGCAGCUGGGCGACUUCAUGAAGCGGGUCCAGGAGUCAGGGAUCGUGAAGGACGCCAGCAUCAUACACCGGCUGUUCGAGGCCUUGACUGUAGGACAGGAGAAACAAAUCGACCCAGAAACAUUCAAAGAUUUCUACAACUGCUGGAAGGAGACGGAAGCAGAAGCCCAGGAGGUCAGUCUGCCGUGGCUGGUGAUGGAACACCUGGAUAAAAACGAGUGUGUGUGUAAGUUGUCCAGCUCCGUCAAGACAAACCUAGGCGUUGGCAAGAUCGCCAUGACCCAGAAGCGCCUGUUCCUCCUAACCGAAGGAAGGCCAGGCUACUUGGAGAUUUCCACCUUCAGAAAUAUAGAGGAGGUCAGGAGAACCACUACUACAUUUCUACUUCGGAGAAUACCCACUUUAAAAAUCAGAGUGGCGUCCAAGAAAGAAGUCUUCGAAGCCAACCUGAAAACCGAGUGUGACCUUUGGCACCUGAUGGUGAAGGAGAUGUGGGCUGGGAAGAAGCUGGCCGAUGACCACAAGGACCCUCACUACGUCCAGCAGGCGCUGACCAACGUCUUGCUGAUGGACGCCGUCGUGGGCACACUGCAGUCACCAGGCGCCAUCUACGCUGCCUCCAAGUUAUCCUACUUUGAUAAGAUGAGUAACGAAAUGCCCAUGACGCUUCCGGAGACAACCCUGGAAACACUGAAGCAUAAAAUCAACCCCUCGGCGGGGGAGGCGUUCCCACAAGCGGUGGACGUGCUGCUCUACACUCCAGGGCAUCUUGACCCAGCCGAAAAAGUUGAAGAUGCUCACCCCAAGUUAUGGUGUGCUCUGAGCGAAGGCAAGGUGACCGUGUUCAAUGCUUCUUCAUGGACCAUCCACCAGCACUCCUUUAAAGUGGGCACUGCAAAAGUGAACUGCAUGGUGAUGGCCGACCAGAACCAGGUGUGGGUUGGCUCGGAAGACUCCGUCAUCUACAUCAUCAACGUCCACAGCAUGUCCUGCAACAAGCAGCUCACAGCCCACUGCUCCAGUGUCACGGAUUUGAUUGUGCAGGACGGACAGGAGGCACCCAGCAACGUGUACUCGUGCAGCAUGGACGGCAUGGUGCUGGUGUGGAAUGUGAGCACACUGCAGGUGACCAGCCGCUUCCAGCUGCCGCGAGGUGGCCUGACGUCCAUCAGACUGCACGGCGGCCGCCUGUGGUGCUGCACAGGUAACAGCAUCAUGGUCAUGAAAAUGAAUGGAUCCCUCCAUCAAGAAUUGAAGAUUGAGGAGAACUUCAAAGACACCAGUACCUCCUUCCUGGCCUUCCAGCUCCUUCCUGAGGAGGAGCAGCUGUGGGCGGCCUGUGCAGGACGCAGCGAGGUUUACAUCUGGAGCCUGAAGGACCUGGCCCAGCCCCCGCAGAGGGUGCCCCUCGAGGACUGCUCUGAGAUCAACUGCAUGAUCCGGGUGAAGAAGCAGGUAGGGUGGAGGGCCCGCCAUCCCCAGCAUCCCCGGCAGGUCUCGCUUGCCCUGGCCGCAUCCCCAUGCUCCCGAGAGCCAGCCGCACGCCCUCGUGCCCUCCUGCCUUCGCCUCUCAGGGUUCCCCUCCUAACAGGCACGUGCAGGGUUGGUGCCAACGGGCCCACAGGUCACCAUGUGCUGGUUUCAUGGUGUGGUCCAAGCACUCCACAGCGCAUUCCCCCAAACUGGAUGGCUUCAAAUGACAGAACUUAAUUUUCUCACAGUUCUCGACGCUGGAGGUCCAAAACCAAGGUGUCGGCAGAGCCGCUUCCCUCGGGGGCUCGGGGGGAGCGUGCACUCCAGGCCCUUCUCUCCCCCACCCGCUCAUGUGGCCGCCGUCCUUGGCGUGCCCUGGCUGUGGACGUGGCACUCUAACCUGUGCCUGCACCACAUGGCACUCUCUCUCCCUGUGUGUGUCUCUUAUGGGGAUGCUGGUCGUACUGGAUUAACCAGUGUGACCACAUCUGAACUAUCUGCAGACUCUACUUCCAAAGAAGCUCACAUUCUGAGGUUCAGAGGAUAUGGAUUUGGGGGGACACUGUUCAACCCAUUACAGUCUGCCCUCUGGCCCCCUAAAUCCACAUCUGUUCCACAUGCAAAAUACACCCCCUCCAUCACUACAUCCCCCGAAGUCCCAGUCCCUCCAGUGUCAGUUCUGAGCCCCAAAUCUCCAAGUGAAGCCAAAGCCCUCCGAUGUGGGUGAGCCGUGGGCGGGUCCCACCUGGGGCAGAACCAACCCCUCUUGCACCGUGAACCUGCGCAGCUAGAACAGGCUGUCUCUUCCCAAAACACAAGGCUGGGCCAGGCAGAGGUUAGACAUUCUCAUCCGAAAAGGGAGAAAUUGGAAGGAAAGCUGGACUUCCAGGCCCCGAGCAAGUCGGAGACACGGCGGGGGUGGGGCGGAAUUCGUUUAGUGUUUUCCCCCAUAACUUAAUUGGGGUAUAAUUGAUGAAUAAAAAUUAUAUAUAUCUAAGGUAUACAAGGUGAUAUUUCAGUAUACAUUGUGAAAUAAUCACAAGCUAAUUACCAUAUCUGUCACCUCACACAGGUGGCUGUUGUUUGGUGAGAACACUUAAGAUGCACCCCAGCACUUUUCCAGCACGCAGUGCAGUCUUCUUCCCCAGAGGCCCCUCGGCCAUUAGGUUCUAAGCCCGAGAAGGGUCCUGUGCACCUGCCAGGCGGCCCUGACCCUCAGGCGGCAGAGGCCCUGUCCAGGAAGGACAUAGAUUUGGAGGCACACGCGUCAAUUCUGGGUAGCCGGGCAAAGCCCUGGUGCUCUUGGGAGGGGCUUCUUUCCCUGCUGACCCCUCCCGUUUCUCCCUGGCAGGUCUGGGUGGGCAGCCGAGGGCUGGGGCAGGGAACACCCAAGGGGAAAAUCUACGUGAUUGACGCCGAGAGGAAGACCGUGGAGAAGGAGCUGGUGGCGCACAUGGACACCGUGAGGACGCUGUGCUCGGCUGAGGACAGAUACGUGCUGAGUGGGUCGGGCAGGGAGGAGGGGAAAGUCGCCAUUUGGAAAGGCGAAUAAACGUGGCUGAGUCUGCCAAGUGGAACUGUGCCCUAUGUGUGGGGACUGGCUGCCCCCUAGAGCCUGCCAGGAGCAGAAGCCUGGAGGGGUGGCAGGGCAGAGCAGCCCAGGCUCAGCAUGGAGCCCACUUACCGUGUGGCCAGCCGCGAGACCCAUGGCCACGCACCUUCUCUCAGGCCUUCGGGCCCCCUGGUUAAACUGCACCAAGGGUGUUUCCUGUUGGGGUGUGUCUCAGGCAGGCAGCUGCGUCUUGUUGGUGAUAACCUCUGCUGGGAGGUUACUUUGUUGCCUAGAAAGUUCUGGAAUCCACAACCAGGGGCUGGCACUGGAGCCAGCAGCUUGGCCGAGUCACAGGUGACCCGUGGCCCUCACGUCUCUGGUUUUACCUUUCCUUACUUCAUUCAUUCACUCACCCAGUCCUUACGAAUCACCGAGGAACACUGGGCUGAGCACAUGACAGGGAGCCUGGAGCCCCGGGGCCUCCAGCGAGGCCUGAGAAGGGUGGUUCGGGUAACCACUGUGGGCUCUCUCCCAUCACAGAAGGUGGACAGGGCCUACCCAGGUGGAGGGGACCACCCUGCGAUCAGGUGUUUGCGACAGGGGUUGGGCCAGCUGAGGCAAGCUGUCUUUUUUCCCUUUUCUUUUUAAUAGAUGCAACAUUUUUAUAAUAAUCCUAGAGACCUUUUUUCUACCAAAGAUCACAGACCAGAAAAAGUUCCAUCUAAAAUAUCAUGCCCAGGAAAGCACAUGGGAUCAAAAGUAAAAUAGCAUCAUGUGUGAUCUCGUCUUCCAGCGUGCCGCUCAGUUCCCCGAAUCCGUGUGCACACGUGUGAUCUCGUCUUCAGUGUGCCGCUCAGUUCCCUGAAUCCGUGUGCACACUGCGUAUGUGUACGCGCAGCAUGCUAUACUGAACUCAACAAGAUCUUGGCUGUACAUAAAUAUUUGUAAAAGAGACCCUUUGCACCUUUUUACUGUAAUGUUGAGACUUCAUUACUUAAAUGUUCUACGGAAGGUUCUGGUGUGGUUGUUGGAGCCGGAGGGAGCGUGUCAGCACGUGCUGAGGGCAUGGGGCCUGCCCCCUGGGCACCCAUCCACAAGCUGGGCCACGGAGCUCCAGCUUCUCAGGACAAAGCCCCGGGGCUGGCGCAUCCUGAGGGUCUCUGGGGGUGUUUGCCAGGCUCCUGGGAUGGGCCGCUUUCAGAAGCCCUGCAGUGCCUCCAGAUGGAAAGGCGGGCCCGGCCUCCGGUUGGGUCUGCAUUUUGGAGAGUCCACACCACGGACCAGGUUUUCCCCCAAGGCUUGGCUUUGUGUAGCUACUAACUUCUUGGGGCAUUCUGAGAGUGUGGGCAGAGAGAAUUAUGUGGCCUCAUCCUCCCCCAAGGCUGUGCUUGCAGCCCGGGCACCUUCCCACUUUCUAGCUCUGGAGAGGUUGGAUUUUGCUUUUGUAAACACAUGAAUCCUUAUGAUAAAAGUCUGUCAGUCAAAAAUACAUUUAUAAAUUAUUUAAUGCCAGUCCUCAUGUAACCUCAGGUAUCUUCAGCUUGUGGAGAAUAAAUCUGGUUUAAUAAACA
Homo sapiens (human) is the source of this 6896-nucleotide messenger RNA. It is a transcript of the gene DENND3, whose product is annotated as DENN domain containing 3. Gene Ontology annotation, molecular function: guanyl-nucleotide exchange factor activity. Bases 120 to 4010 code for a protein of 1296 amino acids. The transcript has 22 exons. The record is from RefSeq and is marked validated. Lineage: Eukaryota; Metazoa; Chordata; Mammalia; Primates; Hominidae. Gene Ontology annotation, cellular component: cytoplasm.